Lucilia cuprina (Australian sheep blowfly) is the source of this 6364-nucleotide messenger RNA. It is a transcript of the gene cac, whose product is annotated as voltage-dependent calcium channel type A subunit alpha-1. Gene Ontology annotation, cellular component: voltage-gated calcium channel complex; membrane. Gene Ontology annotation, biological process: calcium ion import across plasma membrane; chemical synaptic transmission. Gene Ontology annotation, molecular function: calcium ion binding; high voltage-gated calcium channel activity. NCBI's taxonomy places the organism in Eukaryota, Metazoa, Arthropoda, Insecta, Diptera, Calliphoridae. The transcript is spliced from 32 exons. The coding region runs from base 677 to 6364 and encodes 1895 amino acids. The record is from RefSeq and is a predicted model, not a curated record.
UAAAAUUUAAAACGCGUCCAGUUUCCUUAAAACAAAAAAAUAAUAUAUAAUAAAACCGCUUUUAAUACUUAAAAAAAGAAAACAAAAAGUUUUUUUAACAAGAAAAACUCUUAAACACAAAUAACAAAUUGUUCAGUCGUUCCGCUGUAUUUAUUCACUACUUAUAUCCUGUAAAUCUAUAUAUUCAUUCCUAUUUAGUCCUGUUUCUAUUUACGUCACACAUACACACAAACAGGAUUGUGUUUGUGAGUGAAACAAAGUGCGUGAGUGUGCUACACAACGUCGCCGUCUGAGGCCAUCGAAAUUGUUUAAACAAAUAUCAACAACAAGAAAAAUACAAAUAGCAACAACUAUAAUAACGAAAAAAUAACAACAAAUAAUAAUAAUAAUAAUAAACACAACCAAAAAAAUCUAUAUAAAAAUAAAUAUUAAAUAAAUUAAUAGUUUGACAUCGUUGAUUACAUGCCAUGUGUAUGACGUGUCAAUCUACACAAAUGUGUGUUGCCGUACAUCUGGUGUAACACAAUUAUGGCCGAGCGGUCGUCCUAUAAUUAUCAGAAAUUGGAUAUAUUGACGGUUGGCAGCGGCUCAGGAAGCGGCGCUAGCAGGGCAUCAACAGGGCUCCACAAGCGGGGGGCACUCGGGUCGAAGGGGAGCCCAUCGCUUAGCUGAUAGAAUGGGUGGCCCAAAGAAAGAGGAAACACCACCUGGUGGUGGUCCCACAUCAUUAUUUAUCCUCACCGAGGAUAAUCCAAUUAGAAAAUACACACGUUUCAUAAUAGAAUGGCCGCCCUUCGAGUACACUGUGUUAUUGACAAUCAUUGCCAACUGUGUUGUGUUGGCAUUAGAAGAACAUUUGCCUGAGUGUGAUAAAACGGUAUUGGCCCAAAAGCUGGAAAAAACGGAGACCUAUUUUUUAUGCAUUUUCUGUGUAGAAGCAUCGCUCAAGAUCCUUGCCUUAGGUCUAGUUUUGCAUAAACACUCCUACCUCAGGAAUAUUUGGAACAUCAUGGAUUUCUUCGUAGUAGUAACGGGAUUCAUGACACAAUUCCCACAAUUAGGGCCCGAAGUAGAUCUAAGAACUCUUAGGGCCAUACGUGUGCUAAGGCCCUUAAAAUUAGUCUCUGGAAUUCCUAGUUUACAAGUAGUUUUAAAGUCCAUUAUAAAAGCAAUGGCACCGUUACUACAAAUUGGUCUCUUGGUGUUGUUUGCGAUCGUUAUAUUUGCCAUCAUUGGACUCGAGUUCUAUUCGGGUGCUUUACAUAAGACUUGUUAUAGUUUAGAAGAUCCAAAUAAACCUGUGAAAGAAGGUGAAUCAGAAACACCGUGUAAUACGGAUACUCUAACAGAUAAAGGCGGUGGUGCAUAUAUGUGUAAUUAUACGACGAGUAUGUGUUUGGAAAAAUGGGAUGGACCAAAUUCUGGCAUAACUAGUUUUGACAAUAUCGGUUUUGCCAUGUUGACUGUAUUCCAAUGUAUCACUAUGGAAGGCUGGACAGCAAUACUGUAUUGGACCAACGACGCUUUAGGUUCACAAUUUAAUUGGAUAUAUUUUGUGCCUCUUAUAGUUAUAGGCUCAUUUUUUAUGCUCAACUUAGUUCUUGGUGUUCUUAGCGGUGAAUUUUCCAAUGAACGUAAUCGCGUUGAACGUCGUAUGGAAUUUCAAAAAUGUCGUUUUCGUGCAAUGUUUCAAACGGCCAUGGUAUCAUAUCUUGAUUGGAUAACACAAGCAGAGGAAGUGAUAUUAGCCGAAGAGCGUACAACCGAAGAGGAAAGAAUGCACAUUAUGGAGGCACGACGUCGUAAUGCUGCCAAAAGAAAAAAACUGAAAAGUCUGGGUAAAUCCAAGUCCACAGAUACCGAAGAAGAGGAGGGUGAAGAGGACUAUGGUGAUGAUGGUUAUUUGAAAACUCGUUCAAAACCUCAAGGAAGUUGUACGGGUUUUUGGCGUAAAGAGAAAAGUUUUCGCUAUUGGAUCCGUAAGACCGUGAAGAAACAAUGGUUCUAUUGGUUUGUCAUUGUGCUGGUGUUUCUGAAUACCGUAUGUGUGGCGGUGGAACAUUAUGGUCAACCCAAAUAUCUGUCAGAUUUUUUAUACUAUGCUGAAUAUGUAUUUUUGGGUCUUUUCAUGUCUGAAAUGUUCAUAAAAAUGUAUGCGAUGAGUCCAAGGAUUUAUUUCGAAUCAUCGUUUAAUCGUUUCGAUUGUGUCGUCAUUAGUGGUUCGAUAUUCGAAGUUAUAUGGUCUGAAGUUAAGGGUGGCUCAUUCGGUUUAUCCGUUUUGAGAGCUUUACGUUUGCUGCGUAUAUUUAAAGUGACCAAAUAUUGGUCAUCGUUGCGAAAUCUUGUGAUUUCGUUAUUGAACUCGAUGAGAUCCAUCAUUUCAUUGUUGUUCCUGCUCUUCUUGUUCAUACUGAUAUUUGCCCUACUUGGCAUGCAAUUAUUUGGUGGGCAAUUUAAUUUUAGUAGCGGUACCCCCGAAACAAAUUUCAACACAUUCCCUAUAGCCUUAUUGACUGUCUUUCAAAUUCUAACCGGUGAAGAUUGGAAUGAAGUUAUGUAUCAGGGUAUUAUAUCACAAGGUGGCGCUAAAAGAGGAAUGAUUUACUCUGUUUACUUUAUCGUUUUGGUACUCUUCGGUAAUUAUACAUUGCUAAACGUGUUCUUGGCUAUCGCCGUCGAUAAUUUGGCAAAUGCUCAAGAAUUAACUGCUGCCGAAGAGGAACAAGUCGAAGAAGAUAAAGAGAAACAAUUACAAGAAUUAGAAAAAGAAAUGGAAGCGCUACAAGGUGAUGGUAGUCAUGUGGAGAAUGGCGGUGAUGGUUCCACGGCGGCCGUUAAGAAAAGCAAAAAGAAAGAGGAGGAAAAGAAAGAAGAGGAAGAAGUUACGGAGGGUCCAAAACCAAUGUUGCCAUACUCAUCAAUGUUUAUAUUAUCACCAACAAAUCCCAUACGACGUGGCGCCCAUUGGGUUGUUAAUUUACGUUACUUUGAUUUUUUCAUUAUGGUCGUCAUCUCAUUGUCAUCGAUAGCGUUAGCGGCCGAAGAUCCCGUUCGUGAGAAUUCACCACGAAAUAAAAUUUUAAAUUAUUUCGAUUAUGCAUUUACCGGCGUAUUCACAAUAGAAAUGUUACUGAAAAUUGUAGAUUUAGGUGUUAUAUUACAUCCUGGCAGCUAUUUAAGAGAAUUCUGGAAUAUUAUGGAUGCUGUGGUCGUUAUAUGCGCUGCUGUUAGUUUUGGUUUCGAUAUGAGCGGUAGCAGUGCUGGACAAAAUUUAUCAACAAUCAAAUCGUUGCGUGUCCUACGUGUCCUGCGACCAUUAAAAACAAUCAAACGUGUACCCAAAUUGAAAGCCGUCUUCGAUUGUGUAGUAAAUUCAUUGAAAAAUGUUGUUAACAUUCUAAUCGUGUACAUAUUAUUUCAAUUUAUAUUUUCUGUCAUUGGUGUACAAUUAUUCAAUGGGAAAUUUUUUUAUUGUACGGACGAAAGUAAACAUACUGCCGAAGAGUGCCAGGGUUCAUAUUUUAAAUAUGAAGAAGGUGAACUGCUGCCCAGACCAGAGUUACGCAUUUGGAAACCACGUAGCUUUCACUACGACAAUGUGGCAGCAGCGAUGUUAACACUAUUUGCAGUACAAACGGGCGAAGGAUGGCCACAAGUACUGCAACACUCCAUGGCUGCCACUUAUGAAGAUAGGGGUCCAAUACAAAAUUUCCGGAUCGAAAUGUCCAUAUUUUAUAUCGUAUAUUUUAUUGUAUUUCCAUUCUUCUUUGUAAACAUAUUCGUGGCCUUGAUUAUCAUUACAUUCCAAGAACAAGGCGAAGCUGAAUUACAAGACGGUGAAAUUGAUAAAAAUCAGAAAUCAUGUAUAGACUUUACAAUAGGAGCACGACCAUUAGAACGUUACAUGCCCAAAAAUCGUAAUACAUUUAAAUAUAAAGUAUGGCGUAUUGUCGUAUCGACACCCUUCGAAUAUUUUAUAAUGAUGCUAAUUGUGUUCAAUACCUUAUUAUUAAUGAUGAAGUACCAUAAUCAAGGUGAAAUGUAUGAGAAAUCGCUGAAGUAUAUCAACAUGGGAUUCACAGGAAUGUUCAGUGUUGAAACUGUACUGAAAAUUAUUGGAUUUGGUGUAAAGAAUUUCUUUAAAGAUCCCUGGAAUAUCUUUGAUUUAAUCACAGUCUUGGGCAGUAUUGUGGAUGCCUUAUGGAUGGAAUUUGGGCACGAUUCGAACUCAAUCAACGUUGGCUUCCUGCGUUUAUUUCGUGCGGCGCGUUUAAUUAAAUUACUGCGUCAAGGAUACACGAUACGUAUUCUGCUGUGGACAUUUGUACAAUCAUUUAAAGCACUUCCAUAUGUCUGUCUACUGAUAGCAAUGCUAUUUUUUAUCUAUGCCAUUAUUGGCAUGCAGGUGAGUCAAAAAAUACGUUCCAAAUUAGCAAACAUAUUUUAUAUUUGUGAUAUAAAACAAAGAUGUGCAACGGGCGAGGCGUGGCCGAACAUUAUGCUGGCGUGCCUUAAGGGGAGGCCAUGCGAUGACGAAGCCGAAAAGGGCGAUGAGACUUGUGGCUCGACAUUGGCCUAUGCCUAUUUUGUAUCAUUUAUAUUCUUUUGUUCAUUUCUAAUGUUGAAUUUAUUCGUGGCUGUUAUUAUGGAUAAUUUUGAUUAUUUAACAAGAGAUUCCAGUAUAUUGGGGGCACAUCAUUUAGAUGAAUUUGUACGGAUAUGGGCUGAAUAUGAUCCAAAUGCGACUGGCCGAAUCCAUUAUACGGAAAUGUAUGAUAUGUUAAAAAAUAUGGAUCCUCCGUUGGGGUUCGGUAACAAAUGUCCCAAUCGCCUCGCCUUUAAGAAACUGAUACGUAUGAAUAUGCCCCUGGACGAUGAGAUGAGAGUACAAUUUACCACCACACUAUUUGCAUUGAUACGUGAAAAUCUUAGUAUUAAAAUGAGAGCGGCGGAAGAAAUGGACCAAGCCGAUUCCGAACUUAGGGAUACUAUUACAAAUAUAUGGCCAUUGCAGGCCAAGAAAAUGCUGAAUCUACUGGUGCCACCCAAUGAUCAAUUGAAUAAGGGCAAAUUGACAGUGGGUAAAGUCUAUGCGGGACUGUUAAUAUAUGAAGCAUAUCGCAUUAGACGUGAAGGAGGACAGCCACAGGGAGGCAUGGGGCAAUCAUUCUUUGAUUGUUUGCUCGAUAUGGCUGCCCUCGAUAAAGGUGGAUCGCGUCAGGGUUCCAUCAGUUAUGAGCCAAAUGGUACUGAUGCUGCCAAUUCACAAACGCAUUUAUUAGCAAAUAAUGGUCAUGCAAAUGGUGAUGCUGAACAUGGUAGUUUGGCAACACUGGCACGUCGGAGUACCAUGAGAAAACGUUCUGUUAGAAACAAAAAGAUGUUGGAACUGCGGGAUGCGCCCAGACAUCCAUCUCAGGAAUCAUUAACCGGUGCCGAUGCUGGUCAUUUACAUCCUGGACACGCUUAUCAAAAUGGUCAUAGAAGAUCACCUAGUUUAAGAUCACCUAGUCCAAGUAGACGGCGUGGCCAUCCAUAUCAACAUCAUGAUAUUGGGUUUUCGGAUACUGUAUCUAAUGUUGUAGAGAUGGUCAAGGAGACCCGUCAUCCUCGUGGUUACGGUCAUCAUACGCGUUAUCCAAGAGGUUCAUGGUCAGCAUCGACAAGUCCGGCCCGCUCGCCUUCACCUUCACGUUAUGGUGGCCAUUUACCGCGCACCAGACGCCCUGAACUGCCUUAUCCCACAUAUGGGACAACAAGUCUAUGUCAAAGAUCACGAUCACCAAGUCCUGCUAGACUACAGGAGAUGCGUGAAAGAGAUAGACUUGGCUAUGGGAUUGAUAUGGGUGGACCCCAUGGCCAACAUAGUUACCCAAAUUUAAACCAUCGUCGUGGUGGAGGCCGACGUCUACCACCGACACCAAGUAAACCAUCGACACUGCAGCUAAAGCCAACAAAUAUUAAUUUUCCAAAAUUAAAUGCAAGUCCAACACAUACACAUCAUUCAACACCUCAUAGUGUUCACUCGUUGCCACACCACCGCGAUCUGUUGCGGGACCCUAGAGAUCUGUAUUAUAGUAGUAGAGAACGUGAGCGUGAUCGCGCUCGUUAUAGGGACCGCUUAUGCAUCGAUCCACGAUAUGAAUAUCGGGAUCGAGAGCGUGAGUUAUAUGAACGAGAACGAGAUCGUGAGUUGGAGUAUGAAAGAGAAAGACUGGAAUACGUAGCACCCUUGUCCUUUGAGCAGGCGGUAGCUAUGGGCAGAACGGGGAGAGUUUUACCCUCACCCGUUAUGAAUGGCUAUAAGCCAAAGGGUGGCCUUCAUGCACGCCACUCCGAUUCAGAUGAAGAGGAUUGGUGCUAG